AUGGCGACUGGAACCGCGACGACAACGGCCACGGCCACUAGCAUCGCGAAGGUGAGCCCGCAAGGUGGCAUCCUUGAGGGAGGAAAUCCAUCCCAUUAUGACCCCAAGAACCCGCUUGUUCUGUUUAUUAUUCAGGCGGGGAUUAUCAUCGUGCUUUGCCGCCUUAUUCACUGGCCUCUCUCUAAGAUCCGCCAACCCCGAGUCAUUGCAGAGGUCAUCGGCGGCAUUAUCCUGGGCCCCUCGGUGAUGGGCCGUAUCCCCGGCUUUACUGAUGCUAUCUUCCCCGCUGCAAGCAUCCCCAGCUUGAAUGUGGUUGCAAACCUAGGCCUGGUCCUCUUCUUGUUUCUGGUGGGUCUGGAAACGGACCUCCGGUUCCUCAUGAGCAACUGGCGCGUGGCACUGAGUGUUUCAGCUGCAGGUAUGAUCCUACCAUUUGGCUUGGGAUGUGCCAUCUCCUAUGGACUGUAUAAUCAUUUCCAUGACGACCCUAGUACGGUGCCAAUCAAGUUCGGUACCUACAUGCUGUUUAUUGGUAUUGCCAUGGCCAUCACGGCGUUCCCGGUGCUGUGCCGUAUCUUGACGGAGCUGAAGCUGCUCGGGACCCGGGUCGGCGUCAUUGUAUUGUCCGCUGGAGUCGGAAACGAUGUGGUUGGUUGGAUUCUGCUCGCCCUAUGCGUGGCCUUGGUGAACGCCGGAAGUGGACUUACCGCCCUCUGGGUGCUGCUGGUUUGCACGGGCUACUUGCUUUUCUUGAGCUUUAUCUUCAAGCCAAUCUUCUUCCGAUUUCUUGAGCGCACAGGCAGCCUGCAAAAGGGCCCCAGUCAGUCGGUUGUGACGUUGACUUUACUCAUUGCUCUUGCAUCUGCCUUCUUUACUCAGGCUAUUGGAGUCCACGCAAUAUUUGGCGGGUUCGUAAUUGGCCUGAUCUGCCCCCAUGAAGGUGGAUUUGCUAUCAAAUUGACGGAAAAGAUCGAAGAUCUCGUUGCAGCCCUUUUUCUACCCCUGUACUUCACCCUCUCUGGCCUCAGCACGAAUCUGGGCCUUCUGGACAGUGCCAUCGUUUGGGGAUAUGUGGUUGGCGUCAUUGCUAUUGCUUUCAUUGCCAAAGUGACCGGAGGCGCUCUUGCAUCUCGCUGGUGUGGACUGUUAUGGCGCGAAAGUUUCUCUAUUGGGGUUUUGAUGAGUUGCAAAGGCUUAGUCGAGCUGAUUGUCCUGAAUAUUGGUCUGCAGGCCAAGAUUUUGAGUACUCGCACAUUCACUAUUUUCGUUGUGAUGGCUCUGGUCACAACCUUCCUCACGACCCCACUGACGACGAUCCUCUACCCGCCCUGGUAUCAAAUCAAGGUAGACCGAUGGCGGCGUGGGGAGAUCGACUGGGACGGAAAUCCCAUCCAGCAGGAUCACCGGUCCGAUAGUGUCUCAGCCGUGAAGGAUCAGCUGAAGACCCUUCCCGUCCGAAAGCUUUUGGUUUAUCUCCGUUUGGAUGGACUCUCGGGAAUCUGCACACUGGCCGCCCUGUUGAGCCUCAACCGCGGAGCUGCGCUGUCAUCACCGCGGAUACACCCUUCGAAGAAGCUGAAGCAGGCUGAACAAUCCGUUGAGGAUGCCGUUAGCUCGGAUGACAACAAGGAGACCGCACUCCGAGUCCAUGGUGUCCGACUCAUGGAGCUGACAGAUCGUGACUCUAGUGUCAUGAAGGUUUCUUUCGGAGAACAUGCCAUGUGGGACCCAGUCGUUAAUACCUUUUCUGCCUUCGGGGACUGGCAAGAUGUUUCUCUUCGGGCUGGUGUAUCCGUGGUGCCUGAACAUUCUUACGCAGAUACCGUCAUCGACAUGGCCCGCCAGGAUAAAGCGGACCUUCUUCUCCUCCCAUGGAGCGAGACCGGAACAUUGGCAGACCGCCAAAGUGGCCUCGAAGUUGAUUCAGCAGGCCGAUUUGCUAAUGGCCCAUACGCCGACUUUGUCUCCAAUAUUCUGGAGCGUGUCCCGGGCCAUGUGGGUAUUAUGAUCGAGCACAACCCCGGAUCUCGCCCUGCAAAACGCCCAGCAGCCCAGCGCUCGUCUAGUGGAAUUAGUAUUCAUGACUCCGUUUGGUCACGACCAACUUUCGGUGAUCGGUCUCAUCAUCUUGUACUCCCGUUCUUCGGCGGUGACGAUGACCGCAUUGCACUUCGACUUGUCCUGCAGCUUGCACAGAAUGAUCUAGUGACUGCUACUAUCAUUCAGCUUGCAGGGUUUCCAUCAGAUACAACCAAAGCUGCUGUAUCCAGAUCCGUAUUCUCCGGAGCCGCUGCUGGAACGCCGAGUGGUCAGUCAGAUAUCGUGUUCUUCGAGACUCUGCGUGAUUCUGUUCCGGAGGAUCUGAAAAACCGUGUCGUCUUCCAACAGCCUGAUGUGCAGGAGACGAUCAGUGACCCAAUCCAGCUGGCUCUGGCCUCUGUGCGACAAGAGCUCAAUCUAACUUCCAACAAACCAGGCAAUAUUAUUGUUGUCGGGCGGCAUAGUAGCACUCUUGAUUCUACCAUUGAAAUCGACGCGGGUGAGCAGAGCAUCGGUUCUGAUGCUCGGCGAGCCCUUGGAGCCAUGGCUUCGGCGAUGGUGCAACCGGGGGCCAAGGUUUUUGGUAGCGUGCUGGUGCUACAAGCUGGCCCCAGUUCUGGGUUGCUUGACAGUUACCAGUGA
Penicillium canariense is the source of this 2682-nucleotide messenger RNA. Its product is annotated as Kha1p. The transcript is spliced from 3 exons. Lineage: Eukaryota; Fungi; Ascomycota; Eurotiomycetes; Eurotiales; Aspergillaceae. Gene Ontology annotation, molecular function: antiporter activity. The record is from RefSeq and is a predicted model, not a curated record. Gene Ontology annotation, biological process: proton transmembrane transport. Gene Ontology annotation, cellular component: membrane. Bases 1 to 2682 code for a protein of 893 amino acids.